AUGGCGUCGAACCCGCUAGAGCGGGUACGAGAGCAGCGCGCGAUGAAGUUACUGACCGCGUUGCAAGAUGAUCUCCACGCUCAGAUGAGGUUGGAGAAGGACGAGCUGGGGCGGAGUGAAGAAAAUAAAAGAGCGAGCCUGCGACGGAAGGCGCGAAUCGCUCGACUCUCGGACCCACAGGAGCGCGAGAGGAUCUGGAGCCGCGAGCAACUGCCUUCGUACGAGGGUGUAGCAAUUUGCAGUUUACCGAAGACGCGGGAUUUCUGGCGAGAAGUUGAAGUGUCCGUGUGGUGCAAGGACCAGUUAGAUGCAGCAUGUACGCUAUUAGAUCUACCAAUUGAUGGCAAAAAGCUGGAGUUGGUUGCUCGUAUACAAGAUUGGGUGCAUGAGCCAGAAAUUCUUGCUCGUCUGGAAGAACAACGCUUGCUGGAGCUCCAACAAGAUGCCAUUCUAGCUUCUGGUCGUGUGUUUGCAUUCGGAUCCAACACCAACGGAGAGCUUGGCUUGGGCCACCGUCGUUCCUGCGAGAUACCCACCGAGAUUGAAAGUUUUCGUGGAGCACACGUCGCGAGCGUAUACUCGGGCUUCGACGCAAACUUCGCUUUUGCUCGUACUGAAGAUGGACUAGUGUACGCGUGGGGUGGUGCUGGACGUGCCAUAUUUGAUGAGGCCAGCGCAAAGGCAAGUCGAUCAAAGAUACAGCAGCAAGAAGAAGUGGAACAGAACAAGCAUCAUGCACGUGGUGGUGAUGGUUCAUGCUUUUUAUUUCCAAGGUUGAUCUCGAGUUUGUCGAGCAGGCACUCCAAACAUAUCGCCUGUGGUCGAACUGGAGGACACGUUGCUAUAACAAGCGACAAGGGUGAAUGCUUUACGUGGGGCAGGGGGGAAUAUGGCGAAUUGGGGACGAAUACCUGUGAAUCUGGCGCCAAGGCCGUCACAGAGGAGCCAACUCGCGUGAAGAUGCUGAAUAAAGUGCUUGUAAUUGCUGUCAGCGUAGGCAACACCCACACUGCAGCAAUCACCGACAAAGGAAGGCUGUACACUUGGGGUAGCUGUUGGAGCGGCCAACUAGGUUUGGGAGAAUCGAAGCGAGCUGGGGUGAAAGAUAAGCACUUGCAGCUGUGCUUCCCGACCCCGACAAUUGUAGAGGCACUUCAAAGCAAACGGAUCACGCGUGUCUCUUGUGGAGCCGUGCAUACUGCAGUCGUAUCUGCUGAUGGCCAGCUCUUUACGUUCGGCUGCGGUGACGGCGGUCGUCUUGGACUUGGCAGUAAUGACGGUUCGUUCCAUCCUCAACACGUAAGCGCUCUAGAGAAUCAUGUCGUGUUGGACGUGAGCUGCGGCAGCUGGCACACACUGUGCAUCGCACGUGAACGAGAAGAAACAUUCCCUGUUAGGGCACCUCGGAGAGUUCUAGUCACUGCAACCAACUGCAAUGGCAGCAAUGGUGGCUUCGUGUACGCCUUCGGAAGCGGCCUCCAAGGACAGCUCGGUUUGGGCAAACAGAAGCACGCGGCACUUCCAACUUGUCUUCCAGCGCUACGCCAUCGCCACAUCCGCUGUCACGCCAUCACCACAUCUUCUCACCACAGCUGCGCCUUAGCCGUUGACGGGAAUCUGUACACUUGGGGCCAAAAUGCGUCGGGUUGUCUGGGCCGCAAAGGAUCCGAGAUCGACGCCCCAGAGCUUGCCGAGCCUGCGGUCGUGGACCGCGGCAGCUUCCGGGGUUACGGCGUCGGACCCAUCGUCUCCAUUGCAGCGGGGCACGGGUUUACGCUUUUCGCGACGGGACCGUGGGAGCCCCGAGAAGAACCUGCAAAGUUGCAAUUCCAACUGCAAACUAAAGUUAACCGUCAACGUCAAAUCAGCUCAUUCACCAUUCCGCCGCCUCUUCGCGAGAUCGAGAUGCAGUCCGCGCCGCCUUCCUCGCAGGGCAGCAUGAUCAACACGGGCGUGUACCGCUAUGAGCGCAACCGCGGGAGCCACGAGUUCUUCAGUCCGGGUCCGCACGCCACCACGCGCACCGCAACGGCGCCGUCUGCUAUCUUCAAUCUCGUGAGCACGAUCAUCGGCGGCGGCAUCCUGUCGCUGCCUUUCGCCUUCGACAAAUGCGGCCUCGUUGUCGCGUUUAUCUUCAUGGUCACCGCCGCCUCCGCCUCCACUUUCAGUCUCUACGUCAUCGUGAGCUGCAGUCGUCGCGGGAGUGCCGCCUCGUACGAAGAAGUAGUGCGCAAGGCGCUUGGCGCGCGGGCUGGACGCAUCACCGUCGUGCUGCUCGUGCUGCUCACUUUCCUCACGCUUGUUGCGUAUGUCAUCCUCACCAAGGAUCUGGUGGGCUCGCUUGGCGCGAGUUUUCUCUACAAUCGACCGCUUUCUAAUGCGGAGCAGAACAUCCUGACAAUCGUCUGCGUGCUUCUCGUGUCGCCGGCGCUGCUCGCACGCUCCAUGGACGCGUUACGAUUCACUUCCGUUUUUAGUCUUGUGUCCGUGCUGGUGCUGGCAAUUGCCAUCACGGUCCGAGCAGCGGACGCUACGUUCAGCCGUCUUGACAUCCAGGAGGAAUCAGGGAUCUCCAUCAAGCUGACUCCCGACAGCUGGGCAGAUGCUGCAUACGCGUUCCCUAUCAUCUCUGUGUCGUUCCUCUGCCACUUCAACGUGCUGCCAGUUUAUCGCGAGCUGCACAAGCCGACGCGCCACCGUCUUAAAAAGAUCGUGGCGUCUACCAUGUUCUCGACGUGGCUGUUCUACAUUUUGGUCGGUAUCAUGGGAUACCUGUUCGCGUUCCGGCAAGAGGGUGGUGUUCAGGGGGAUAUUCUGAAUAACUUCAGUGACAAUGAUCCGCUUGUGAACCUCGGACGACUCGGAUUACUUGUCACUAUUCAACUGAGUUUGCCACUCAUCAUCCAGCCCUGCCGCGCCAACCUGCUUCGUCUCGCCAAAAUCGUCCGUAGCUACAUGCGUACGCGUGCCAAAGUGUACGACGCACCCGAUUCGACUGAUUCAGAGAACGAAGGAGAGACUAUGAGCGAGGGCACGGCGCUCUUGCCCUCUAAUGGCGGUGUAGUGCCUAGUACCAGCACGGGAGGGAGAUACAAGUCUACUGUUGUGCACGUGUUGCUCACCGUCGGCAUCAUGAGUGGUGUCAUUACCAUCGCGCUUCUUUCGCCAGGCGUGGCUGUCGUUUGGAACCUCAUGGGCUCCACCGUUGGGCUUCUGAUCUCGUAUGUCUUACCGUGCGUAUCCUACGUGUGCAUUCGGCGCGAAAAACCCAACACGGACCGUCGCAAACUCAUGGCGUGGAUUAUUCUCGCAAUCAGCUCCAUCGUCUGUGCCGUAUGCACAGUUCAGGCAUUCGUGUCCGUCUUCAGCCUGUAG
Messenger RNA from Phytophthora nicotianae INRA-310, 3375 nucleotides. RefSeq lists its product as hypothetical. The record is from RefSeq and is a predicted model, not a curated record. The transcript has 7 exons. Bases 1 to 3375 code for a protein of 1124 amino acids. NCBI's taxonomy places the organism in Eukaryota, Oomycota, Peronosporomycetes, Peronosporales, Peronosporaceae.